CCUCCUCCUUCAAUCCACCAUCAUCAUCAACAACCACAACAGCACCGGCAGCCUAUGAUGAUGCCACCACCACCGCCGCCGCCGCCUACUCAGCCCCCUCCAAUGUAUCACCAACCAAUCAAGCAUGAAGAGCAUUCGCAUAAUUACGGCAAUUAUCACCCACAACAACCCUUUAUGUAUAAUACGAGCAGCAAUCCAGGCCCUGUUGCAACCACGGCAGUAUCAGCAGCGCCAGUAACUUAUGCAGGGACGCCAGAGAUGGUACAACCGGUAUGUGUACAGUGAUCGUGAUGCUUUUGCGCUUGUGGUAAGUAUUCUAAUACAUUGAUAGACUGUACCUUCGACCUCAAUCCCGUCGUCAACGGCAUUUCUCGGUCCGCGGCCGGCUGUAUACCACCAUCAGCAACAUCAGCCACCUCCACCGGCUCAAUCGAUGCUUGUACAACAGCAACAGCAGCAACAGUUGUAUUCAAGACAGCAGCCACAGCCGUCCGUUACUCGGCCGUCUUUGUCUCCACAGCCUGCACCACUAAACACAUUCAAGCCUAUUGAUGCUCCUGCACCUGCAUCGCUACCAGCACCACCACCUUGCGCCUCUGCGUCAUCUUCGUCGUCCUCAUCACCAUCGACGUCGUCACUGUCACAAACAAACUCGGGCACGAUGGGCUUUGCUGUUCCAUCAUCCCAAGUGCGAUCAUCACCGCUACUUCCGAACAAUGACAAGAAACCAUCCAAUCUGCGCGUGCAGAUACCCAAUGACGAACAACAACAACAGCAGCAGCAGCAGCAUCAGCAUCAACAACAACAACAACAAACACAGCAGUACCCACCCCAUCACCAGCAGCAUCCAAAUCGUGUUAUGGGAGAAAGGGGUGGUGGCGGUGGCGGCGGCAAGGGCCCAACAUCACCAACGUCUGCUCUACCUUCACAAUUUGCACAGAACUUACCCUCGCCAUUUUCAAUAUAUCCAGAAUUCCUUCAACAAAACGAGUUACCCAGUCCAUUGAAUUUCUCUACUACCCCGACGGCUUCAAAUGCGUUCCAUUGGCCUGCAGCUGGUGCUGGUUCCUCGGCUGCUGCUGCCGCUGCUGCUGCAUCACAACAAACGCGUAAUAGCGAUUAUAGACCCUCUCCGUUAGGCAACAAUACUAGUAAUAAUAAUGGCGCUGGCCAUCAAAAAAGACCGGAUGCUCCCACCGGCAAUUCCGAAGUUGAAAACCAACGACUUAAAAAAAUUAAACUUGAAGCUGUAUGAACAAACUACAAUUACUACUCUUGCUACUAUUAUCACUGUUAGUAUACCACGAUAGUAAUCCUUAGUUCUAUCAAGGAUUUGCACAACCUGACAUUUCUGAUCCUCAUGCCCAUAUUCUCUUUCUUUUUUCCCUUCAAUUCACAGCACCAUUACGCACUGUUUUCUUUAAAAAACCUCCUUUCAUGUUGUAACAAAUUUGCACCUUUGUUCAUGUACAAGCGCAUAUAUUUCUCUAAUACACACUACACUGUUUUACGCAUAAAGAACAUCUUGCCUCCUGUCGUUCUUCCGACUAUGCUGUGGCGCUUUCCUUUUAUGCAGCGUCUAAAGUAAUAAAGUGUAUACUUUAUUAAAUCCUGCUAAAGUGUACAAGUAUUGUGUACAUACUACUACAUGUACAUACGG
Messenger RNA from Zychaea mexicana, 1660 nucleotides. RefSeq lists its product as uncharacterized. The transcript has a single exon. Bases 434 to 1255 code for a protein of 273 amino acids. NCBI's taxonomy places the organism in Eukaryota, Fungi, Mucoromycota, Mucoromycetes, Mucorales, Lichtheimiaceae. The record is from RefSeq and is a predicted model, not a curated record.